This is a messenger RNA of Diaporthe citri, 1455 nucleotides long. RefSeq lists its product as uncharacterized. Gene Ontology annotation, molecular function: transmembrane transporter activity. Gene Ontology annotation, biological process: transmembrane transport. Lineage: Eukaryota; Fungi; Ascomycota; Sordariomycetes; Diaporthales; Diaporthaceae. The record is from RefSeq and is a predicted model, not a curated record. The transcript has 3 exons. Bases 1 to 1455 code for a protein of 484 amino acids.
AUGUCGAAUCAUAAUGAGCAAUCACCGCUUUUACAGCACAGCAGAGAGCAGGAUGGAGAAGAACCGCAGACCAUCGAGUUCUCCAAGGAGGAUGACGAUAACCCCAAAGCGUGGUCGCGCUCCAAGAAGCUUACAAACAUCGCAGUUAUUGCGAUGAUGGCGAUUCUCAGUCCACUCGCCAGCUCCAUGUUCACGCCGGGUAUCAACUCCAUAGCCGAAGAUCUCGGGACCACAAUGAACGUCGUCAUAGGUGCCACUACCGGGUUCACCGUGAUGCUUGGGGUCGGACCUCUCAUCCUUGCGCCCCUGUCAGAGACGUUCGGCCGGAGGACGCUGUAUUUAUCCUGCUUUUCAGUCUUCACGCUGCUCCAGAUCCCGACGGCACUGAGCCCCAACGUGGAGACCCUGAUCGCGAUGAGAGUGCUCUCCGGCGCUGUGGGGAGUGUCGGCAUAGCAAAUGGUGGUGGGACGAUCAGCGACAUGUUUGAGCCUCACGAGAGAGCGGGUGUGUAUGGCUGGUACCUGCUUGGCCCGCUGCUGGGACCAACAAUCGGACCUCUCUUCGGUGGCCUCAUAGUCCAGAGACUCGGCUGGCGGUGGAUCUUUUGGGUUUUGGCCAUUAUCUGUGGCAUCAACACUCUUGCGGGUUUCUUCUUCCUGAGGGAGACCUAUGCUCCCGUUAUACUCGCCGCACGCCUGCGCAAACUUGAGGGCGACGGAGGUCAGCAGGGCAGAUACCGCUUCGCUGGCCAAGAUAAUCGUCCUCUAUCCUCCAGGCUUGCGACCGCCUUCUCCAGGCCGGUCCGAAUAUUCAUCCAACCCAUCGUUCUGACCCUGAGUCUCUAUCAGGCUCUUAUAUUCGGUACGACCUAUAGUCUCUACACUAACUUCGAGGCCAUCUACAGCGGCAUAUACGGGUUCAACACGGAGCAAGUUGGCCUGCUGUAUCUGUUCCCCGGGGUGGGUUUUCUGAUCGCAGUCCGGCUCAUCGUACCGCGUAUCGACGAUGUCUACAACGCCCUCACGCGCCGGAACAACAACAUAUCUAAGCCAGAAUUCCGGCUCCCCUUGGCAAACAUCGGCGCCUUUCUCGUUCCCGCCUCCCUGUUUUGGUUUGCGUGGACUGUAGAGGCCGAGGCGCCAUGGUUGGCGACGAUCGUCAGCACACUGUUCUACGGGGUUGGCCAGGUCUUGAUUGUCAACUGCGUACAAAAUUAUUAUAUCGACUCGUUCGAGAAAUACGCCGCGUCAGCCAUUGCGGCUGGGGCAGUGUUUAGAUCUGUGGUUGGGGGGAUCACACCACUGCUGGCACCAUCGCUAUUUGACGCCCUUGGGUAUGGGUGGGGAGUAUCAGUGUUUGCCUUCCUGGCUGUCGCACUCGCCCCAGCGCCUGUGGUGUUCUACACAUUCGGUGAAAGGAUAAGGGAGAGGUACCAUGUUGAUCUCGACCGUUAA